GUGCCUAUGGACCCUAAUUGCUCGUAGUAGCACACAUAAAUAUUUAUGUAUUUACUCACAUUAUACAUGUAUAAAAAUAUUGUCUUCUUAUCUGAACAGGUGUGGGUUACUCUUCUGUACAAGUCCAACCCAGGUAAGCCCCCUCAAAGAAGAAAACAUCUACUUAAGAGAAACUUCCUUCAUUUAUCUCAGUACCUGAAAUAUCCUUCUUUGUACAAUUAAAGGUUAUUGUCAGAGCUGUACAUAUUGAAGAACUAAUGAAGUAACAAUGGAAUUACAGUCAGCAUCCCUUCAAAUAAGGAAUCACUCAGUGAAACUAAAAAAUGUACAAGUUUUGAUGAAAAAUUAUUAUGUUGCCAUCAUAUCAAUAGUUCAUUUUUUGGCUACUUCUUCCAAGAAUUUUUGUAUCUGAAAAAAAAUCCACAAAACCAUAUUAUUACCACAGGGACAGGAUAGACUUUCAUCUGUCCUGCAUAAACAAUUUAGCACCCUCCUAUCAGGAGGUCCCUUUGCUGAGAUUACAUUGAGUAAUUCCAAGUAUGUCUGUUUUUUAAAAACAACCAGUGUGUCCAUUCUCCCUUUUCUUGUUGUGGCACCUCCUCCCAAAGCUGUGCAGCUAUGAAUCCUUGGGCUCACUCCUCCAUUAGACUGCACAAAGGGUGGUAAUUUCUGAGCUUUCUGGGCUAGUAAGAAUAGGUGCAUAGUUCUGAAGCACUGGGAAGGAAAAGUUCCUCUUCUUUUUAUGGAGAAAUGCAUCCCUCAUGUCUCCAGUCACUGACGACCUCGUGUCUGCAAUCUGCAGGUGUGCUGCAUGUGAGUGCAUGUAUUUGAGAUCAAACCUACAGGUCUUCACAGGAAGAGCUUUCCUUUUGAAAUUCAGAGUCUGGUUUAGAGUAGCUUACUUUUUUCUGGAGAAAUUCUGGUAAAUGAUGGCAGCAUGGUAUUUAAAACUCUCUGAAAUGAAACGGCUGCCACAGCUGUUCUAAGCAGAGCACCAUUUAUCAAGUACAUGCUACAGCUGUGUUUUCUGGAUUCUUGCUUGAAAUUACCUGUGUGAAUCAUCUUAGGCAUGUCCUGACAGUAUCACAGAAAUAUUAUGACCUCUAGGUCUGGGGAUGAAAUAGGACCAAAUGAACUGGUGACAGAGAAUCCCCAAAGGAAAACUUGCUUUGCUGGUGCAUUGUCAGCAGUGGUAAAGGGGAGGUUACAUAACUGCACCUCAAACAUCCCAUCACACCCCCUGGAUUUCACAGGGAAACAAGCAGGGAGACAGGAAGGGAGGCACUACAGAUAAAUGUGCAUUCAGUUAUGAUGAAGGCUGUGUUAAUUUUCUAAUUGCUUUUAUUGAAGAUGUGUUUCAUUACCUUCUAAUCUGGUUUCUAUCCCAAACCCAGUGUAGCAGAUCUAAUUGCAAUUGUGUGACUCCUUAUUUGUACUAAUAUGAAACUAAUUAGUCUGGUCAAAUUUUAUGCUGGUGGUGUUACAGGAGAAUUGCAGUACCAUUUGUUCUGAUGCUGAGAAAGGAGGAAAUCAGUUACCUCUAAAAUUGAUCUCCCAGUCUCAAGAGCAGCUACCACAGAAAUUGUAACAAAUCUAUUUUUAUAUUUAUUUUUAUUUUUAUCUAUUAUUAUUAUUUGUUUGCAUCCUGCCCGUGGCACUGAGUACAUCAUAGCUACGUGCAGAUUUCAUGCAUUUCUUGCAAAACCCAGCUGCACACAAACUUGAGCUCUGUCUUUCUCUACAACUUCUGUAAUAUCACAAACACAUCGGAUGUGGUGCCCCAGUGAGGCUUGCUGAGGAAACACCACUUUGUAUUUUCUAUAUUUGAAUUUUCAGAUAUAGUCCUUCAGCAGCUGGCAGUCUCAUAAGAUGGAUUUUAAGCUCUUGUAUUUUCAAAAGCUGAGAAACACUGACUUUACUGCUAUUAUCAGAUGCUUAUCUUCUUAUUGAUACUUUUCCCCCCUCUUUUUAAAGAACUUAAAGAUGUUUCAUAGGUAUUUUAUAGCCUGCAGUGACACAACCUUCACCCAAAAAAAGUGUCUCCUCAGUAACAGCUGCCAGUGGUAAGUUCUUUCUGCUGCAAUGAUGAUCUGGUGAUUGAUGUUUGAAAAUGUGAGACUCAAACCAUUUUAGGCAAUACAGGGAGGAAAUUCACACUGCCUUCAAAGAGCAGCAACGUUUUCCAUUUUCUCCCACCUCUCUCUGUGGUCUUCUGUCCCUGCUUUAAGUGGAGUCAAGAGCUUACUUUGAACCACUUUCAGAAGGGUUUAUUUUUCUAGAGUAGCUCAAGUUAACAUGUCCAUAUCCCUAGAGCCAAAAGAAAAAAAAAAGUUCAAACCUUUUUUAAUGUAAGAAUUCCAUCUUCAUGUUCAGCUCAGUCACAAAGUGAAGUGGAUCCUUAUAGAGUGGUUUUCUUUUCUCCUGCCCAAAUUUGUUUUUAAAAGACUGGGGUAGGUUAUUCCUUUUACCCUGGAAAUUUUUAUCCUAGACAGCCUGUAGUUCCAUUUUUAACAUGACAUGCCCAAUUCCCAGGCUGUAUUACCUACCCAUAACUGUGAGAGACUGAAAUGUCAGUGUUAAUUUGGUGCUUUGCUGAGGCCAGACCAAAGGGAGGGAGAGGUUUUGGAUGUGUGGUGGACAAACCUCUGAUCAUAAGAACAGCUCUGGUGCCGUGGAGGUUCAAAUUUGUUCUGAAAUUUCAGAUAUUUUCAUCACCCACCUCAGGAGGAUGAGCACAACAAAGUGACCUUUGCUUAGCAACAAGCUGGGUUCAGAGGCAGAUAAGGGAGAUAAGGCAAGCAGACCCUGUGAGGUAGGGUAGAAAUAAUGCUGUUUUUACCAUGUCAGUGUCCUCCCUUCCACACUUGGCUCAGGUGUAAAACUCCCCCCUGGAGAAAAUAUCAGGAAAUUCAUAUUCACACCUAGAUGAAUUUGAAAAAUAAAUUUGCAGGAAUGGAACUUCGAGGCUUCUUCCCCACCCAGCCCCACAGUGGUGACUGUCAGGUGCAAGAGCAGGGAUGGAUGGACCCUGAAUAUGACACUUUAAUGGGAACAGCACCUGAGGUAAAUGCUAACCAGCCUACCUGCCUCUGAAAUGUAUGGCUUGAAUAAAACUGAGACACUGGCUUCAAAUCCAAUUUCACACAAAGCACACACACACAAAAAAAAAGGUUCUCUAUACGAACUUAACCCUCAGCAAAUAUUUUCCUGGACUGAAAAAAAAAUACAUCAAUUGUGUUACACUGAGCAGGUGUCAAGAUGGAGUUUAGGCGAUUUCAAAAGGCCUGAAAUCCUAAAAUACAGCCACUGUAGUGUGAGGUGCCUCUGCCCAGGGAGGCAAAGAUUUAGUUUCAGAUAAGCAUUGUUAAAGUGAGAAGCAUGGAUUUAAAGCCCAGGAAGAGUAAAUUCCACCUUCUUCCUCAGGGAGUGUGCCCUGUGAGCCUGGGAAGAGUUGUCCCAUCCCAGACCCUCGUGGGGUAUCAGCCCAGGGUGUUCUGAGUGCUUUGUGCCCCUGGGGUUUCUUCUUUUCUAUGUUCCUAUUUGGCCCCGACCUUAAACUCCACCCCAGCUCUGCCCCACAAAACCCACCACCCUGCCUCUGUUCUGCAUUCUGUCUCUUGAGUUUAAGCUGAGUUUGUUCCUGUGUUGAAUAAUUGGUUUCUGGAGAUUAACCAAGCAGAGACCCGUCCCAGUGAGUCCCAUGCUGAUCACCAGAAUCCAGAACCUCCCUGGACUUGAUCCUGCUGCUGCAGAAUGCAGCACUGUAGAGUGCAGCUGGACUCUAGCCAGAAAACCAAAGAGAAUCAAGUAUCUACUUGUCUGCAGACAAAUGCAGAGAGCACUUAGGAGACCUCUACUGAAGAAAGACUGAAAAAAAUGCUUGCUAAGUCUGAGAAAGGGAAGUUGGAGAUGAGGGAAGGAAAAAAGGAGAUAAACUUUGUGAUUUUGGGUGAUAGCAGUCAGUUAUUCUCACAAUGUGAAGGACUGUGCUACCAAGAAAAGCUGCUGCAGGUAUGAGAGGGAGGAAAUGGGGACAGAAGAACUCUCCUCGAGUAUUUGGGCUGCUCAGUGCAGCUCAGCAGAUCAGUUCAGGAGCUGCUAAACAGGAUCAGCUGUACUGUGACACAAAAGGGGCAAAAAGAACACGUGGGAAUGAUGUUCUGUUUUGGACACGACCCUUCUGUACUAACAGUGUCUUCCAGGUACAGAACUCUGCCAGUGAACACACUAGUUUUGUACCUGAGGUCACCAGUUUGACAGUGAUAUUGGAGCUUAAGUUUGGUGAGAUACUGGUCAUUAUCUGGACCUGCAAGAUGAUAUGCUUUUGGGACCUUAGGGAAUAAUCCGGGGUGGAGCGGGGCGGGGGGCGGAGCUGCCUUUUCCCCUGGCCGGCCCGAGGAAAGGGCAGAGAUCUCCCGAGCGGCGCCGAUGGAGCGGCAGCCAUCACCACAGUGACCAUUAGAGAUGGAAAACUUGAAGGUUCCCAUCCAGUGGGUCAGAUGUGGAGCAGCGGAAUCAACGAGGCCGGUAAGAUGGCCCUGCUCGCCUGGGAGAAGGAGACCGGCAUCGAGCUGGUGCAAAUCAACGGGCAGAGGCACUACGGAGGGCCACCCCCAGGCUGGGUGGGCGGCCCGCCGCCGGUCGGCACCGAGGUGUACAUUGCCAGGCUGCCACAGGACGUCUACGAGAACACCCUGAUCCCGCUCUUUGAGAGCGUGGGGAAGCUCUAUGAGUUCCGCCUCAUGCUGACCUUCAGCGGGCUCAACCGCGGCUUCGCCUACGCCAGGUACGCGUCCUGGCAGUGCGCCCGCAGCGCCAUCGCCACCUUCCACCGCUUCCAGCUGCGUGAGGGCUGUGCCAUCGUGGUGUGCUGGAGCACACAGAAGCGUGAGCUCCUCAUGAACGGCCUGGCUGCAUCGGUGAGCCAGCAAGAGCUGGAGGCCAGGCUGCAGGUGGUCACUGAGGGGAUCUGCAGUGUCACCCUGUACACCAGCCCCCGCCAGAGACAGGCCAAGCUCGCUGUGCUGAAGUACAGGUCACACAAGGCUGCUGCCCAGGCCAAGAAAAUCCUGAUGGAAGGGAACCUGAGGCUUGGGGAAGCAGGGAUGAAGGUGGACUGGCUGGACCCCCGACUGAAGCAGAAGCUGCAGCCCUGUGAGGAGGAGCCAUCGUCCAGCUGGGCGCAGGGAAGCAAGAGCCUGGAAGUGCCCAGGCUGACAGCCCUGCCUCUGUCGCUGCAGAACUUGCUGGAACACCUGAACAUGGUGUGCUGGAAGCAUCGCCUGAGGACACCCCUGUUCAUCAUCAGGUGUGUCCAGGUGAACCCCAACGGGUGGCAGCGGUUCUGGUACCAGGUGGUGAUCCCGGAUUACCACGUGUCCAUCAGUGGCUUCACUUGGGUCUUGCCAGACAGGCAGGGCCAGAGUGAGCAUGAGAAGGCCAAGAUGGCAGCAGCCCUGCACACUCUCAAGGUGUUAGGUGAGUCCUUGGGUGCCAGCUGACCUAGGCAACUGCUCUGCCAGAGCCACCAUUGAGCCUGAGCCCUGCUGGGGUCCUGGCCCUGUUCCAGCUUCCCUUCAGGUUGUUUGCAUCGG
This is a messenger RNA of Parus major (Great Tit), 5594 nucleotides long. RefSeq names its product DND microRNA-mediated repression inhibitor 1 (gene DND1). The record is from RefSeq and is a predicted model, not a curated record. Gene Ontology annotation, molecular function: mRNA binding. The transcript is spliced from 8 exons. Gene Ontology annotation, cellular component: nucleus; cytoplasm. Gene Ontology annotation, biological process: mRNA stabilization; negative regulation of miRNA-mediated gene silencing. Lineage: Eukaryota; Metazoa; Chordata; Aves; Passeriformes; Paridae. The coding region runs from base 4500 to 5501 and encodes 333 amino acids.